This is a messenger RNA of Knipowitschia caucasica, 2430 nucleotides long. The record is from the annotation of a GenBank genome assembly. NCBI's taxonomy places the organism in Eukaryota, Metazoa, Chordata, Actinopteri, Gobiiformes, Gobiidae.
AUGCCACAUCCAGAGUACGACUUUAAUCUGGUUAUUCAGAAGUUUGAUGAACACUUUGUCCCGAAGAGAAACGUCAUCCACGAUCGCGCCUGUUUUCAUAAGCGGAGCCAAAGGGCCGGUGAGGCAGUCGAAGCUUUCGUGCGGAGCCUGUACGAGCUUGCACAGCAUUGUGAGUUCGGUGCGGGGAAGGACGAGCAGAUCCGGGACCGGAUUGUUAUUGGAAUAAUGGACAAAGAGGUUUCUCAAAAACUCCAGUUAGAGGCGGACCUGACACUGGAGCGAGCCAUUCAACUUGCACGUCAAAGUGAACAGGUGAAACAACAAAGUGCAGAGCGUGUGGAAAUUACAGUGAAUGAGGAAGCGGUCCCAUACAGCGUCAACACGCCACGCAGGGUUCCGUUUCCGCUCCUCCCUAAAGUGGAGAAAGAGCUAAAGCGCAUGCUAACUCUCAAUAUCAUUGAGGUGGUUACAGAGCCGACAGACUGGUGUGCCCCAAUGGUGCCUGCUCCAAAACGCAACAAGGACGAGCCUGACCCCUGCUUGGCCCUUAUGGGUUAUCGCUCUACACCGAUCGCAGCUACGGGUGCAAGUCCGGCACAGCUCAUGACUGGUAGACAAAUCCGUACCACUGUUCCUGUCCUGGAAGAGGCGUUGCUGCCACGUCCAUUCAACCCGGACCAUGUUUACAUGAAGGACGCAAUGGCUAAGGGUUCGUACAGUCUGAUGGUGUCUGUGGGGUGUCCCGCUCCUUUGCUGGUGGAGGCCUCAGUCCUGGACUCCUGGUCCUGUGUCGGGUCUGGGGGGUUCGGAAAGGUCUACAGAGUCCGACACAAGAGACUCUGCUGCGAAGUGGCCAUCAAACUACUGCACUGUGACGACGAUGGGUCCCUACUGCUGCGGGAGAUGGACCUGAUGCGUCAGAGCAACAGUCCUCAUGUGAUCCAGGUGCUGGGUGUGUUCAGAGGAGUGCCCCCUGCUGGUCAGAGUGUGCGCCUCGGCCUCGUCAUGGAGUUCAUGGAGAGAGGCUGUCUGGCCACGCUGCAGGAGCAGCUAGGGGGCGCUCCUCCCUGGGCCUUGGUCUUCAGACUGGCUCAUCACGUGGCUCUGGGCAUUAACUUCCUCCACAGCCUGAAGCCUCCGCUGCUGCACCUGGACCUGAAGCCCAGCAACGUGCUCCUGGACGGGUCCCUCAAAGCCAAGCUCACAGAUUUCGGUUUGGCCAAAGUGUACGUGUCGACCCGCGGCUCCGGGGACGACGCUGCUGAGGAGGGGACUCUGAAGUAUCUGCCCCCGGAGGCUUUCCAGCUCAACUACAAACCCUCGCAGAGCUCCGACAUCUACAGUUUGGGGAUCCUGCUCUGGUCCAUUGUCAGCUGGAGGCAGCCGUUUCCACAUGCCCUGUCCUCCAUCGUGCGCCUGCGGAUCCCUCUGGGCGACCGUCCGUCUCUGGAGCAGAUCCUGAAGCUGGAGGUGUCUGGACUCUCGGCUCUCACAGACCUGAUGCAGAAGUGCUGGAGUCCCAGACCCACGGAGAGACCGGACUCUCAGGCCUGUUCCCUGCUGACAGAGGAGUUGUUCUCUUUACACCGACACCAGGUCCACUCAGCCGUCCACAUGGUCCUGCAGAUACUGGACCAGGAUCUGAACUCAGCCUCAGAGCGACUUCAGAACAUUCACAUUCAUAGACCAGUCAAAGAGGAGAACAGUUUCCGUGACGCUCCGACAGGGAAAGGCCCAGUGCAGCGUAGAGUAAGUCCAGUUCGCGAAGAGUACAGUUCAAGCGAGUCGAGUAGCUGUCCAGACGCGUCGCGUCCCAGUCCCGUGCGGUCGACGUCCGAGCUGAUAGCUAGCGGAGGGUCGGUACGCGCUUCGGACUCCGACGGUCCGGAUUCCUACGUACCAACGUCCCGGCUCGAGUCGGGUCGAGUGGACGCUAGCGGCUUACGUAGCGCUGAGUACGCCGUACGUCGAGUCGACGUCAGCGUAGAUUCUCGGUCGGUACUGGAAAAGUCUUUGCCGCUGAGCGAAAGUGCCAAAUUGUCUUCAUCAGUGAAACCGAUCGGCGAGAGCACACACCACCCCUCCUCUUCCCGCGCCGCCUCCUCAACAGCCACCUCCUCCACCUCCCGCGACACCUCCUCAAAAGCCUCCUCCUCCCGCGCCGCCUCCUCCUCCUCAUCAGCCAAACCUAAGGGCCCUCCCCCUUCUCUCUCCUCACCCAAAGCCCAGUAUCAGCGUCAGCUCUCCAACCCUCAGUCUGCGUCACAGCGCCCCCUGCCGUACCUGAACAUCACCUGCAGCCAUGUGACCGGGCUGCAAUGCGGCAACAACAACGUGAUGAACAUCCAGGGUUUGGAGCGCAGACGCCACCCCAGUGCGCCCUCUAGAGUCGACACCAGGAAACUGCACAAGGACAAACCCACACUCUGA